UCAUGAUCGAAGAUCACCUGAUCCGGAUAGUGGUGACCUUCGACGACGAUAUUGGCAGGUGUGGUAUCUUUGUUAGGCACGAUUAAGGAGGAGAUUUGGUGGUGUGUGCCUUCUGAUCACUACUGUUGUUAUGGCGAGUAACUUGAAGUGUUUCUCUUGCGGCGGCGAUGGCCAUUUCGCCCGUGAGUGCCCGACGGGUCGGGCUAAUCCAGGUGGUGGGGCUGUGAAUGGGGCAUCUACUCUUACUCCUACUACGCCGCGCUUCUGGACGCCGCUCUGUAAUACUGAGGAUCUGGAAGAGAAGGAGUUCCUCCGGACUCUCCUCCAAGAGCGAAAGCAGCAGGAGGCGCUCAAGAAGGAGAUGGAGGAUCGCCAACGCAUCCAGGAACAACUUAAGGCUGAGACUGCGCGCCACGCGGAGGCCACUAAGGCCGAACUUUUGGCACUACUUGGGAGACAGUUCAUAGCCAACCGGGACGAUGCUAGGCGGGAAGAGAUCCGUGCAAUACGUACGCCGCUGUCGUCUCGAAGGAGGGAUACUCGGGACGAUGAGCACGGUGAGGUCGACGAUAUCGACGACGAAAUCCGGCRGCUCUAUACGCUUCGUGAGAAGCGGAGACGGGGUAAGACACCCCUUUCUGAGGGUGUGGCUUUUCGGCAGCCGGCCUUCAAUAUGGACGGACCGGUGGCUGAUGAUGCUCGCACUCACGCUGAGUGCUCUCGGCAGGCGGAAGAUAGGAGGAGGAAGGUGCCUGCUGGAGGGGGACCCGAUGGGGUUCUCCAUUAUAUUCUUGAGCAACGGAGAACACUGGAGGGACUCCGUCAAGACCAACUGAAGAAGAUCUGUGUCAAUGAAGGCCUUCAUUAUUGCACUAAGGGCCCCUCCAUUGAUCGGAUCAUAGCAGCACGGACGAAGCUGGUCUAUGAAGGGUUUGUUCUUGUCCCGGCUCAGGCUGCCGCUACCUCCCCACCGCACUCACUUAAGAAUGCGGAAUCAAACCCCGCAUGACUAGCACGUUUUUCGACUUUUUACCUCUGGCGUAACCUGUUGGAUGUUAUGAAGGGUUGGACUAACGCCUUUGUUUUUGACUUACCACCAAGAAUUCGGCUACCAUAUGACAAAUGUUGUACAUUGUGCUUUGUUGCUUUAGCCUUGAUUGGGGAAAUUGCAUGGUGUCGGAAGUUUGAGGAUCUGUUUUCUUCGGUGGACUGGCAUUCCUGGGAUAGAGGUCCGGUAGUAUAUCUCCUGACCUCCCCUUGGUGUCGUGUGCAGUAUGUUGGGAAUACGAUUCAAGGGUUGUAUGUUCGUUGGGGGGAACAUAUCCGAACUACACUAAUGAAUGGCGUUGGGGUUU
This is a messenger RNA of Chara braunii, 1355 nucleotides long. The record is from the annotation of a GenBank genome assembly. NCBI's taxonomy places the organism in Eukaryota, Viridiplantae, Streptophyta, Charophyceae, Charales, Characeae.